Prunus avium (sweet cherry) is the source of this 3850-nucleotide messenger RNA. It is a transcript of the gene UBP16, whose product is annotated as ubiquitin-specific protease 16. Gene Ontology annotation, biological process: protein deubiquitination. NCBI's taxonomy places the organism in Eukaryota, Viridiplantae, Streptophyta, Magnoliopsida, Rosales, Rosaceae. Gene Ontology annotation, molecular function: cysteine-type deubiquitinase activity. The record is from RefSeq and is a predicted model, not a curated record. Gene Ontology annotation, cellular component: cytosol; nucleus.
CUCUCCCUUCUAUUUCUGGCUCUCUUUCAAGCCCUAAAAUCUGAAACGAUUUUUCCCCAUUAUUGUCCGAAUCAAAAAAACCGUCACAAAAAGCUCACAAUCCACACACACACACACACACACUCUUUCUCUCUCUCCCUCUCUCUUUCCAAGCAAACCAAACACAUUCUUCAUUUCCCUCGCCUAAAUUCUCUGUUUUUUUUACACCAUCAUCAGCACCGUCCAUUUCGCAAUGGCGCAAUUUGGACGGCUGUGAUCGUCCGAUCGCUCUGCGAGCUCAAUCGCCACCACCACCACCACCACCGCCAUAGGCGUCAUCUGUUGUAACCUCUGAUUCUAUGUUAGCGGCUCCGUUUGGAUGCGUGUAUUGUUGGGUGGAGGAUAAAUGCAUGUGGUUGGGGAUCUAGGGUUUCGGAGCCUCGUGCUGGUGGCUUGUUUUUUGGUGCCGGUGAUCGGCUUCUUCGUGGUCCGAAGGAAAUGGCGCCUCGCGAAGGCCAGAACGGAGGAGAUCAAGAGGCUUUUGAUCUUGGCCAAGGAGGAAGCUGCUAGAGCUGAGUUUGAGGUCGCGGCUGGGUAUGCCUCCGUUUCGGUAGCUGAGAAUAAAGGUUCAUAUUGCGCCGUUUGUUACUGCCCCACCACCACGCGCUGCGCCCGCUGCAAGGCGGUUCGGUACUGUUCUGGGAAGUGUCAAAUUAUUCACUGGCGACAAGGUCACAAGGAAGAAUGCCAUCCUCCUAGUCAUCGAAGCAUUGACGGGGAAGGUGAUGCUGGUCUGAACGUGGCCAAGAAAGACCUUGAAAUUAAUACUGACAAGAUUGAAAACAGGCAGUCAGUUGAAAGAUUCUCUGAGGAACCUGCAUUGCCUAAUCCCGGUUGCCCUCCCGAAGUUCAAUGUAUAACUGAUGAUGAUAGUGAAGAUGAAUAUCUUUCCGAGAGGAAAGGAACAAAUUCUACUUCAGAAUCAUCAGCUACCUCUUUUUCUGGAUUUUCUACUUCUGCCAGCUGUACUGGAUCUUCGGAUGAUGCUUCUGUCAGUGAGAGUGUUAGUUCAUGUGAAUCUGACAGACCAGAUGAGCAUCCAUCUGCUAAUGAUGCCCUUGACAUGCUACACACUUCCUUUAAAGUUGAUAACAUUGAUCAAUCUAAGCCAUUAUCUCCAAAAUUUGCUAGCUUGGUUGAUUCUGUUAAUGGUUUUGCUAAAUUAGGUAAGUUAAGUCAGGCUAAACCUAGUUGCAAUGAUGGAGAGAACGAGCGGAGAUCAAAUUGUUCUUCAGAUUUGAACAAUAUUUGUCCAGUUACCGAGUCUUGUACACCAUCUUCUGGUUUCUGGGGGAGAACUCUCGAUUCUGUAGGGUCCAGUAGUGAUGUCCAGGUGUCCAAUUCCAGUGUAGCCAGUAAUAGCAAGGUACCUGGUUUUGGGUCUUCCUUACAGUUUUCUUUCAACUUGUCUGGAAAUACUGCUCCUGCCCUGCAUACGCUAGGCUCUGGGUCAAGUGGCACUAUACUAGGCGAUGCUCGUACAGAUUGUUCAGAGCUCAACAAGUCAAUUUAUGGAGCUGAUUUAUCAGAGAAGAUCAGUGGAGAUGCUCCUAAGGUCCGGAACUCCCCAUCCUGGAACUGUAAAGGGUCAAAUAACGAGGUUAAUGGAUCUAGCAGUGAUUUACAUGCCUUAAAGUCCAGAGCAGUUAAUUCUAUGCCAUCCUCCUCGCCUUCUGUUCAUAAAUCUAUUCGCACUGAAAGAGUUUCAAAAGGUACAGAUGCUUUGAAUUCUAGUAGAGUGCUACCCACAAGCUUGGAACGGUCGAACCAUGCUGUUAAUAACUGUGGCAGAACUUCAAAUCUUUCAAAGUCUAGGGAAGUUGGAUGUCCACCCAGUGUUUCUGAUGCUCGUCUUGCAUCUGCUGUUGAAAGUUCUUCACUUCCAUGUGUAAAAGCUGGAAAAGUUGAUUUUGUUGAGGCUAGGGAUGCUGUUUCAUCUCAAGUUACAAAUUCUUCAAAUGAUAGGAAUGGCUUGAAAACGUCUGUUUUUAAAGUUUUUGAUCAGUUUAGAGGAUCUAAAAUAUCAAAGCACUAUCCUUUGGGAGUUGGGACUGAGAUUGCAGGAAAACAUAUUGAGAAGGAACUCUUUUCAUAUGAAUUAUUUGUCAAGAUUUACAAUUGGAACAAGGUGGAACUGCGCCCUUCUGGCCUUAUAAAUUGUGGUAACAGCUGUUAUGCCAAUGCGGUGCUCCAGUGCUUGGCAUUCACUCCACCUCUGACUGCUUAUUUGCUUCAAGGACUCCAUUCUAAAGUUUGUGUAAAGAAGGAAUGGUGUUUCCUGUGUGAGUUUGAAAGUCUAGUUUCAAAGGCAAAGGAAGGAAAAUCCCCUCUGUCUCCUAUGGCAAUACUUUCCCAGUUAAGAAAUAUUGGAAGUCAACUUGGUAAUGGGAGAGAAGAAGAUGCCCAUGAAUUUCUAAGGUAUGCUAUUGAUAUGAUGCAAUCUGUUUGCCUUAUGGAAGCCGGGGUUAAUGCAUCGCGCUCUUUGAAAGAAGAAACAACUUUAAUAGGCCUUACAUUUGGAGGCUACCUUCGAUCAAAGAUAGAAUGCUCAAAGUGCCAAGGAAAGUCUGAGCGGCAGGAAAGAAUGAUGGAUCUUACUGUUGAGAUUGAGGGUGAUAUAGGAACCUUGGAAGAGGCUCUUCGACGGUUCACCAGUACUGAGACCUUGGAUGGGGAGAACAAAUACCAAUGUAGCAGAUGCAAAUCGUAUGAGAAGGCCAAAAAGAAGUUGACAAUACUGGAAGCUCCCAAUAUCCUUACCAUUGCACUGAAGCGUUUUCAGUCUGGAAAAUUUGGGAAGAUCAAUAAGCCUAUUCGGUUUCCUGAGAUCCUGGACUUGGCACCUUAUAUGAGUGGUACAAGUGAUAAAUCUCCAAUAUAUAGACUUUAUGGGGUGGUUGUUCACUUGGAUAUCAUGAAUGCCGCAUUUUCUGGUCACUAUGUGUGCUACGUUAAGAACUCCCACAACAAGUGGUUUAAGAUCGAUGACAGCAUGGUAACAGCUAUUGAACUUGAAAACGUCUUGACGAAAGGGGCAUACAUGCUUCUUUAUUCGAGGUGCUUGCCGAGGGCCCCGAGAUUGAUAAGAAACAGAAUAAUAUCUCCUGAUCCCAAACAUAGAGCCAUUCCUUCCUGGAUUAGUGGAAAGACUACCAAUUUGAAACCGAAAUCUGUCUCGCCACAUUCUAGCGUUGACCCAUUCUUACCCAGUUCAAAUCCUCCAGAGGAUACAACGAGUUCUCAGCUGAAAAGGAUUUUAGAAGAGGAUUCAUCAAGUGACAAUUCUUCCCUUAUCAGCAACAACUCUGACGAAGGUUCUUGUAGUACUGAUAGCACUCGUGAUUCUUCGAGCGCCGAUGACUUGUCCGAUUAUAUAUUUGGUGAUUCAGGACGUGGUUGGAAUAGCCCUUGGAGGAAUUUUUCGGAUUCUGACACUUCUUCCUCAUCCUCUUCCUCACCCUCAAGUAUGAAGCAUUCACCACUCUCUGAUUUAAACCGGUACGCUUCAGAUGGUGCAAUGACUGUUCCUUUUUUGCAUUCUGACACCAGUAAACAGUGUAGAAAGUUAGCAAGUAGUAGUAGUAGAAAUAGGGAAACUGACUCGGAGAGAUUAGGACCCGACUCUUUAAGGGAUGUAAAAUUUAAAAAACCAAGUAGGGAAAGGACGGUAAACAUUUGAUUAUUAUAUGAUAUAAAUUAUGUUCAAAAUCGAAAGAUCGAAAGCUGCAAAUAAAGAGAUUGAGAGGAGCUGUAUGUAAUGUAACCCAUUAGCAGGUUUUAUUAAAAGAAAUCGGCCAUGGCCUUUUUGCCA